UCGCGGCAUGCGCAGUUGCGACGCGUCUCGGUUCGCUCGGCUUUAACUGUAAUACUCGCAUAAAUACGCUACGCUUUAUAUCUAUAUUUUCUAUAAAUAUAGUAUAGCCUAUAGCAUACGUGUAUACUGUACGCCAGUGACCAGUCCCCAACUAUUGCCAAUACUAUAGCCGAGACUAUAUAGCCCGAGUACCGAGCGCAUACACAGACACUGCGUGUAUAGUGUAGGACAUAUUCAAGAUGUCGGCAGCUCAUGCCUCGACCUCGCGGCUUCUCCAAUAAAUGUUUCUUACAUAUGAUAUCUUAAUUGUUGAUGCUUCCUCUUUUUCUUUUUAAUGUUGUGAUUUAAUCGAGUGCGCUUUUGUAGCUUUACAAUUUUUUACUUUCUCAAGUCCUAUUCGUUUAAUUGUGUUUGUUUUUAUUCGAUAUAAUCUAUCGCGAGUUUUUCGGUUAUUAGUGUACAGUGUAAAGGACGUUACAGUCCAACGCAUCUAGUAGUUGUGGCCCAAGGGUGAUUCGAGCUAGGAUCACAACGUCCACGUCAACCGGCGAAGUUUUUGAUUGUUAAUCAUGUACUAGAAAAUUUUAUUGAUAAUAUCAAGAUGUCGAGUGAUGAAGAUCCAAUUCCCAAACGCACAAAGAAGAAAAAGCUUUUAGUUGUAUCUGAGAGCGAGGAUAGUGAAGAUGAAAUUGUUGUACCUGGAAGAAAAAGAAAAGUAACAGUACUCGACAGUGACAAUGAUUCUUCUGAGGACAGCGAUGUACCAAGAAGAGCAGUUGUAAGAAAAAAAAAUCAUAAAAUAAAGAGUGAAGAUGAGUCUGAUAAUGAUGAUCAUAAUAUAAAUUUUGAUGGGGGAAGUACAAGCUCUGAAUGGCAAACAGACUGGACCAGUGAGAAUGAAUCAGACACAGAAGUGAAUUCUCCUAGCAAAAAAUCACUUAAAAUAAAUUCUUCUGGUGCUGAAUCAAGCGAUGGAGAAUCUGAAAAAUGUCCAAUUUGCCUACUGAGUUUUCGUGAUAAACCAGUUGCUAAUCCAGUUACUUGUGACCACAAUUUCUGUGAAAAUUGCAUUACAGAAUGGAGUAAAAAUAUAAAUACUUGCCCCGUUGAUCGCAAAACCUUUGAUGCCAUAAGUAUUAGACGUAACAUUGGUGGGAAGAUUCUACGUACAGUUGCUAUUUCACAACCACAACAGGAUGGGCAACUUCAGGAUAGGGAAACUUUGGAAGAUUUAACUUAUUGUGAAAUUUGCCAUUCACCUGAUUGUGAAAACUUAUUGUUGCUUUGUGAUGCUUGCAACAGUGGUUACCAUACUUAUUGUCUUAACCCACCAUUGGAAGAUAUACCUGCAGUAGACCCCUGGUUUUGUCCACCUUGUGAUCAAAGAAUUCAACUUGAUCAAAGAAUGAUAGAAGAAAUCCGUAACUGGGCACGACGUCCCACUAGAAUAAACCGAUUAGAUGAAGUGAUUGAAGACAUGAGAUUAGCUAGAACCCCAACGCAUCGACGUGUACGUGACACUGUUGAUCGUAUUAGAGCUGCAGCAAAUUCAGCUAGUUUAGUACAACAGCCAUCAACAUCCUCACAUAGCGAUGCUAAUACAUCUGAUAAUCUCGCUGGUCCCUCUACAAGUGGUAGACGUAAUACCAGCGCCACUGCUCGUACUUCUCGUCGAACACGUAGAAAUGGUCGAUCAAGAAACGAGACCACCAAUAUGGAAAUGAGAGAAGUCAGAAUUCCCGAAUAUGACGAGAACGGGGAAUUAACUGAAAGAGUUACAUAUGUAAGAGCUAAUAAUGCAUCAACUUCAAGGGUCACCAGAAAAAAGAGGCGUAAGGUGAAAUCAAGACGCAAUGUAAGAGUUUCAACAUCAAAAACUAUUCGCUCUUUAAAAAGACUUAUGAAACCUGUAAAAAGAUGCACUCAAUCAAUGAAAAAUCACCCUCCAGGUCUAACAUCUAAUUCUAAUAUCAACAUAUCAAGACAUUUGGCUGGUAUUGGACAAGUUAGCAUAUUUGGAAGUGGACUUGGACUUGAUUACAGUCCACCAGGGUCGGACAUUGAUGAUGGAUUCGAUAUUGACACGUCUGGGGGUGUUCUUGGAGUGAUGUCACGCGUUCGAAGACCUGCCGUUGGAAGGAGAGCAAACCUUAAAGCUCUAAUAGAUCGGCCUGUAUUGAACCAUCAAGAAGAACCAAGCAAUUUCCUUGAUAGUAUUCUUAUGGGUCAGGAAAUCUGGCAUUCCAAGAAUACCAAAGCUACCAUAAAAGUCGAUGGUUCUCUAAUUAUCGAUAAACCCAAAAAGUCUGAACCAAAUAAUAACGAAAGUCCAGUGAAGAUCGAUAAGCCACUCAACGAAACUCCGGUAAACAAUGAUAGACGUCUAGAUGUAACAAAUGCUAAUCCAGAAAAUCUGACGAGAAGCGCUCCUAUGUACAAUAACCCACGUAGUGGUAACCGUGGUAGUGGUAAUUAUCGUGGCGGAGGAAAUCAAGGCGGUGGUGGCAGUUAUCGUGGAGGUGGUGGUGAAGGAGGUGGGUACAGCGGCGGUGGCAGCGGCGGUGGAGGUGAUGGUUCCUACGGAGGUAGUGGAGGUAGACAUAGUUAUGGUCCACCAGGCAAUAUGCCACAAGAUUACUCAAUGGGUGGCGGAAAUUAUAUGCCUGGAAAUGACCAUCGUAACCAACCUCCACCCGCCCACAUGAAUUCACCCUUCAAUAAGCGCAAUCGAAAUCCAGCAAAUUAUCACGAUUCACCCAAUCGAUUUCCUCCUCGAUAUCAUCCAGAUCAACAUAGUCCCAUGGGUCUUCCACAAAAUCGAGACUUUGCCUUUUCUGGUAGAUCCAUUCCGGAUUUUCCUCGCUCACCGCAAUCUUUGCUACAUCCUAUGCCUCCACCGUUGAUGCAAAAUAGAGACGGAGGCAGGCAAAAUAGAGGCGAUGGCAUGCACAGUAGAGACAAUAGAAUGUCUACUAGAGAUAAUGAAAUUCGAAGAGAUAGUGGUCGGGGUGAACUAUAUCCCAGAGAUAGUAUUGUAAAUAACAUGUACGAUAAUCGUAAUUUUAAUACUCGAAAAAAUGAUGACACAAAUGUAGUCGAAUCAACGUCAAAUCAAUCGGCUGAAUCGCAGCAGCCCGAUGAAAAUGAACGUGUUCAAGGUGGUGAAAAUGUUGUAAUCGAUGAUGCACCGAAAACGUCUAAUCAAACGAGUACUUCUGUUACUACCGAUAAGUACGACCCAUUUGCUGACGACAGCGAUAGUGACGACGAACAGCGUUCUAAACAAUCAAACGAAAAACCUAAAUCGUCAAAACCAGUCGUGCCUUUGAGGCCUCCCCCUGGUCUCCGAGGCUUCCCUGGCUUGAAAAAUGACGAUACCGAAUCUUUAUUGGGAGAUGAUGCAUCUACCAUGGGCGAUAAUACGUCGGCCGCAGAUGAAAAUGUAGGCGAUCAAAUUUCCACUAUCGGUGAUGAUGGUACAAACGAAGGACAAUCAUCUCAGCCAUUAGAACCUCCACCAUCGUUCAGUUCUUUUAGUAAUUUUGAUUUGGAAUCUGAUCAGAAAUCAGAAAGCGCCAGCAACGAGCAAAAUCAAAAAUCUAAAGAAAAAAAGGAAAAAACUUCCAAUCAAAAGCUUCGUUUAACUGCUUACGAUUCUGAUGAAGAGUCUGAAUCAGACCAAUCUGAUUGCCCUAAUUUUUCUAUUUAUUCAUCAGAAACAAUGAAUGUGGCUAGAUCUAGUGAGCAAGAGAUGUCAUCUCAAAUUGAUCCAUUAAAAUCACCGUCUGCGUCUCCAAGUAAGGGCUCUAAGCCUUUAGAACCACCACCUAUGCCACCAUUUGAAGAUGAAUUACGCGCUGAUCGCGAAGAUGGUGUUACUCCACUAGAACCACCUCCUAUGCCUUCAGGAAUGUUGGAAGACGAUUUACAGAGCAAAGCUGGAAGCCCAAAUGCUGUAGAACCUUUAGAGCCUCCUCCAAUUCCCAUGGAUGAUUUGGAUGAAACCGCUCCAUUACAACCACCACCAAUGCCUCCUAUGGAUUUCGAAGAUGAUUUAGGGCGAUCUACGCCAUUGACUGCUAUGAAGCCUCUUGAACCACCACCAAGUCCUCCAGAUUUAGGCAGAGCAACGCCUGCUUCAAUUAUGCAUCCUUUGGAGCCACCACCAAGCCCACCAGAUUUGGAUAGAAUUACUUCAACAUCGGUUGGUCAACCUCUGGAACCACCACCAAGUCCACCAGAUCUUGCAACUUCUGUGAUUCAGCCGCUAGAACCACCACCAAGUCCGCCUGAUUUAGGUAGAAUGACUCCAGGUCUUAUUAUUAAACCUUUGGAACCACCACCUAUGCCACCAAUGGAUUUUGGACGUUUAACUCCGGCCCCAGAUGUUACUACUUCAAUGUCUUCUAUACCUCAUAUGACUGAUUCAAAUUUUGAAAUGACAAGUAAAGUAUCUAUGCCUUUAGAACCUCCUCCUAUACCACCAGAAUUAGAUAUAGAUAUAAGUAUGUCUGAGGAAGAGUCCAGUGGUGUGGAAGAGGAAGAUGAUUCAGAAACUCCUGUAUUUGGUCCUAAAAAUCGUUCUAAAAAACGAACAGCUUAUAAGAUUGAGGGCAAAAAUACUACUGGAGAAGAUGAAACAACAAUUGAAACUUCUGAAUACCUUGAUGCAGUUCAAAAAGAAAGACAAGCAUUGAGUAAAACUUCUGGAAAGAUCCAAUUGGACAGCCGAGGUAAAAUCACGUUCAAGAUAGGAAACUUGAGUCGUUUGAACAAAGUAAAUCUUUACGACGAGGUUGACGAAUCUGAAAUUAAAAGUUUGCCGCUGGAUUUGGAAAAAGAAAAAGAAAAGGACAAAGAGAAAGGAGAAGAGGCAGAAAAACAGAAAGAAAAGGCUAAAAGUAAAGAAAAAGAAAGAGAAAAAGAUAAUGACAAAGAAAAAGAAUCAAAAAGAAAAGAUCGAGACUUAGAAAAGAAUAAACGUGAAUCGAGAAGUAAACACGUAGAAAAAGAGUCAAGAUCUAGAAGUAAACACGACGAUAAAAAAAGGAAAAGUUCAAAGUCAAGGAGUAAAUCCAAAUCUUCGCGCAAACGUUCACGAUCAACAGCAUCUGGUUGGGAUAUACGACCUGAUUUCGCAGAGUCAGGUUCCGAAGACCGUACUCGAAGCCCGGCUGAGCUACGUUCCAAAUCCAAAUCUAAAUCUCGAUCUCGAUCUCGGUCUCGCUCGGUUUCAAUAACUCGUUCUUUAUCAAGAUCAAAAUCAAAAUCGAGGUCUCGAUCAAGAUCUAGAUCUACAUCGAAAUCUAGGUCUAGAUCAGAAUCUGAAUCCUCCUCAAGAUCUCGAUCAAAAUCAUCGAGUUCUGUACAGGAGAUCAAUGAUCAAAGUCCUCUGAGACCAAAGCAAAUUCCGAUUGAUUUAGAUGAGCUUCAGCAAACUCUGGACAAAAAGCUUAUCGAACUCGAUGACAUGAAUAGUAAAAAUGCCGAACACAAUAAAAAUCAAGAUGAUAUGGUACGCGGUACUUCUCAAGGCAUGGAAGCUGCAGCAGCUUUGCUGGAUGAAAUUGAAAAUUCGUUCGACGCUGAUCUCAUUAGAGAAAUUACGUCUCCGAAAGGUGCCGCAGGUUCGGAUGAAGACAAGAUGUCGUUAGCUACCGAAGAUGAAGAAGAAGCACGAAAAAUGGCCGAGGAAUUGGGCGAACUCGAAGCAGCAGAAAAGGCCAAAAAGUUAAAGGAGCAAAAAAAAACAGAUAAAGAUAAAAGCAGCGAUGACGACGACGACGACGACGAUGAGUCUGUGGAAGCCGUCGCUGAGGUCGAUCGCAGAGAGGAAGUCAUCGAUCUCGAAAGCGCAGAAUUCGAUGAUAAAGCUGUCGAAUACGACGGUGAUCUCGAGGAAGAUGGUUUUCAGAUGGAAACUGCUCCUAGUCUAACACCGGCGGUCACUCCAGCUCGAAGGCAAGAAACUCUGGAAGAAGAAGGUAUAGAUCGCGAUCAGGACGAGCCGACGUCCGAGUGGGAAGCUGACGGAGCCAUUACUCCGUGCAAAGACGAGUUGACCACUAAAGAAUUGCGUCUGCGCGAAGCAGCGGCUCUCUUGGCUGACAGCGGACUCGAGCCAAUUACUCCUGCACGCGACAGAUUGGACGAUGGCUUGGCCGGCAUAAGAACACCAGCCGACUAUGCCGGCCUAGGCACCGAAGCUAUUUCAGAGACCGACGAAGCAAUGAAUUUCGAGGAUGAGCUGGCUCUCCUCAAUAUGCGUUCUCGCGGCGGAGCUUCUACCGUUGAUAAAGAUGUUGAAGAAGGUGAAAUAGCCGAGGAAAAUAGACGGCCGCAAUCGCAAGGCCUCAAAAUCAAAGAUAUAGUAGUCGCUGAAGACGAGAGCACGAAGCGCAAGCGAAAGAAGGACAAGAAAGAAAAGGAAAAGGUCGUCAAAGAUUCGGAGCGCAACAAAGAGAACAUAGCAGCUCUGGAAAAUCUCACCGCAUGGAAAAAGUUGGCGUCAAAAGAACGCUCGUAUCGCGAGAAGCGAUCGAAAUCGCGAGAUUCUAAAAGCGCUAAAAAGAAAAAGGAAGAGACGAAAAAGAAAAAGGAAAAGCGCAAAGAGCUACCUCGAUACGACGUUAGAAAGCUAGUUGCGGAAAAACCACGUUCGCGCAAAGACGCGUACGGUCGCGAUCUACGGGACAGCUCGCGCAGUAGAUCGCUUAGUCUGUCCCGCGAAAGGUCUGCAGCGCACGUGCGCCGAAGCCGCUCGCUUUCGCCUCGCGGGCGAGGACGCAGCAGAUCGAGAUCCUGGUCGAGAGGCAGGCGUUCGCGCAGUCAUUCUCCGCCGGCUCGACGACGUUCUUUGUCACCGAGAGGCCGACGCAUCGAUCGAGUUCGAAGGCGGUCUCUAUCGAAAGACCGAGGAAGAUCGCGAUCUCGUAGUCGCAGACGAUCGGUAUCCCCAGCGACGCGAUCUCGCAAACAUCAAGUCGCGACGAAGAAACGUCGCUCGCGAAGUCGCUCAAGAAGCCCCAAGAGUCCUCGUUCGAGGAGUCGCUCGACUUCUCGAGGCAGAUCGCGCAGAAAGGACAAGAAGAAGGCGGUACGAGAGGCUCGAUCGAGGUCACGCCAGGUUAGGAAGCGAUCGCGAAGCAAGAGCGUAAAGAGACGUGAUAAAAAACACACCAAGAGAGCCAAGUCGAGGUCGGUCGAGCGACAGCACAGCUGGGAACGACAGCAAUUGGCUAUAGCUGAAGCUACUGCACGUGCCGACCCCAACUGGGCCGGAGCUCAUUGGUCGCCGUCUUGGUCGCGCUCGCGUUCCAAGACGCCUCCUUUGUCUUUGCGUCCUGAUAACAUAGCUCGCAACUGGUCACCGCCGAUGAGUGGCCUCAUGCAAACUACAGCUCCGAAAAACUUGAAGGUCAUAUUGACAAACAAGGAGGUUUUGAAAAAGAAGAAAAAAGAGAAACGCAAAGAAGCUCGUAAAUUAAAGGAACUCGAAAAAAAGAAGAAGGGUGUCGGGACAGUUGCCACGCUCGGAAAGCGGGCACGCAGUCCGGCUCCGCAAAAAGAAGUAUUCGCAAGCGGUGAUAACAUACUCGUAAGUGUGUGUUUCAAUAAAGAGAACGAAGCCCAGUCAUCUAUUUCUGAGCCAGAAUUGCCCGAAACGAUACCGCUUUUACCUCCAGUGAAGCGGCGCCGUAGAGAACCGUUGCAGUUGGAACCACCUACUUUGCAAAUGCCCCAGCCUGCUAAAAAAUUGAAAAAAGAUAAAGUAACGAAAGAAGCGAGCCGAGCCAAAUCGCCACUGCCAGCUUCAAAGUCGGGACAACAGCUAACGGCAAUUACAAAGCCACCUAAGAAGAAGGAUAAAAAGAAAUCGAAAGCAGCGGAAAUAGCUGCCACGAAGAAGCCCACCGCUAUUAUCGAUCUCGAUCAGUCACCGUUCCGAGAACAGACUCCUUCUCCCAAAGACAUCAUAGUCCUAAGCGACGAUGAAGAUAAACAGCAGCAGCAAAUCGACGAUGAAGAAAUGGGUACACCAGAACUGCAACAGGAAUCUUUGACGCCAGCUCGGCCAGAGCCGACUUUCCAGCAAGGCCCUAAAACACCACCCGAGCCACAGCAAUCGCAAUCCAUCAAAUUUUCAAUUACUAAUAAGCAGACUAAUCUUCGUCCGUCUCUGAUAAAUCCUCUCAUGGAAGAAGAUGAUGAGGAGGAAGAAGAGGAGGAAGAAGAAAGGGCAGAAGUAAACCGUGGCGUUGGAAUGACUGCUGAGAUGCAAGAACUGAUGGAUGAACAAGCUGAAGAAGAGCUUGAACUACGAGCACAAGAGGAGCUUGAGUCUCGUGUCAAAGUCGGUCCUAACACACCGCCAGAGCCGCCGGAAUCUCCAGACGUUUACGAUCCGUUUGAUCCUACCAAGUCGCGAUCUCCGACUCCGGAAACGAAUGAACAAGGAGAUCACCGUCACGGAACGGACGAGAAAGCUACGGCUAGCUCGCCCAACGAAGCUCAUAUUGACCUGGACACAUCGGCCGAGAUUCAGGAGGAAGACAAGAAGACAGAACCAGUUGCCAAACCAGCCUCCGAUAAACCAAAAAUAAUAUCCAUGGUCACUAUUAAGAGGCCCUCGCCGAAAUCUAACACGCCACCUCUUAAUGAUCAUCAUAUGGAAAAUGCCGGCAAGAAGGUCGAUAGUCCUCCUGUUAAUAAUCAAGAUAAGACUAGUAGCACUGCAACCAGUACGGCAACGGUCAUCAAUCAGUAUCAUUCCAUCAAUCCUGUGCUAGCUACGGUAGCCGCUGCUGUGCAGAGAAGCGGCGUCUUCAAUUCAGUCUCAUCUGUCGUAGGACCAAGAAAUCUCUUGCAUCCAUUACCUAGACCACCGACUCUGCCAAAUAUUUUCCCGCAUUCGCUACCGAAACCUCCAGCUCCGUUGCGCACAUUACCGAGCAAACUCUUGCCUAAAAAUAUCUCCAUGCUGGGGCAAAACGGAAGCGAUGCAAUGAUCGACGUCAGUGCAGUUGAAAGUGGAGCUACUGCUGGUGCCGCAGGUGGGAUCGAUUUGUCGUCACCGUACUCACCUGGAUCCAGCCUCAGCGAUGGUUUAUUCGAUCCACCCAGUCCAGGGUUCAAUAAUAAUUCGCCAAAUGCUCCUGUGUCGAAUAAGACUAAAAAGGGUAAAGACAAGUCGGAUCCUUUUGACGCAUUAUUCGAUGCUUCGCCAAUUGUUCUUCCUAAAUCAUCGAAGAGCCGAUCGAAAAGGCAGACGGAAAAAGAUAAAAAGAAGAAAGGAACUCAUUCAAAAAUUGGUGUUCGAAUGGACGAAAAUCAACUGCAAAUUUUGGAUGAUUUACCAAGUUCCGCUGUAGAGAUGCAAGUGAAAGAUAAAUUUUUGAAAAAACUUAAUCGCCAAGAAAGAGUUGUCGAGGAAGUCAAACUCGUUUUGAAACCGCACUACACGAAGAAACACGUCACAAAAGAAGAAUACAAGGACAUCAUGAGAAAAGCUGUUCCAAAGAUAUGCCACAAUAAAACGGGAGAAAUAAAUCCUAAGAAAAUAGCAGCACUUAUUGAGGCUUACGUCAAGAAGGCACGAGCCAAGAAGAAAUUGGGUUCAUCUGCACCAAGCUCCAGUAACACGGCUAAAAAACCAACGAAAAACUUAUGGAGCUGAUCACAAGAUGAAGAAAAAUUGAUUCACCAGGAUAUCGUCUAGUAUUUUUAUGCAACAAAAAACUUGGGUCAAUUUUAAGAAAGCUACAACGUUUUAUGCUACGUCAUUCAUAAACUGGACAAAAAUGCGUGCUUCGGUAGGUUCUAAUUUUAAAAAAGUACAGAAAAUAUGGUAAUCAAAGUCUUCGAUAGACGUGUGAACAAUGUGUAUUGUAUGUGUAUAUAAGAAAAAUGCAAAAAUGCAUUUUUUCGAAAAUUUACUAAAAUUAUAGCGCAAUAAUUUUUAACCUCAGAUUAUAUAUACUUAUAAAUAUAACUUUAAAAUUAAAUUAAAAGUCUUGGGCUUAGUUUUUGGUGAACGACUAUAAUAGUUUACAAGUAAGUGAUGUAAGAAUGUAUGAAACUAGCGUGAAUUAUAAGUAAUAAGGACUUGAAAUGAUUUAGUUUUGUUAAAUUUAUUCACACAUUUGAUUAGUAUUUUGUUUAACAUGUAAGAAUAUACAUAAGGACUUGAGAAUACUUUGAAAAUGAUACUGUUGAUGAGGUUUGAUAGGAAUGAUGAUUAAAAAUUUUAGUAUUGAAUUUAAAAAAUGAACAUAAUUGUAUACAAGCUAAAAAAUAAAGCAAACUGCAUAGAUUUUUUACACUUAAAACAAUGUUUGCAGUUUAAACAUUGAAUUAAAAGUGAAUAUAAUGGCCAGGACCAUAAUUCAUCGAGUAAAUAUAAAUAAUAUAAUUAUACUUAAAUAAUGUCAAAGCGCACGUAUUCCAAAACGAAAAUGAGCUCGAAAUAGCAGAAAUACUUGUCUUGUAGCAUAAUUGAAUGAUGUAUAUAAAUUUCAUAAUUCGAGCAUUCAAAAAGUUGACUAUAUAUUUUUAACAAUUCCAACCAUUUUUCGUUUUUCAUAUUUUCUAAUUGUAGUUUCUUAAUAUUGUAUGUAACAAGGAUGAAUAUUGUAUAGUCAAGGUAUGUAAAACCAUUUAUUAUCGUAAAAGAUAGUUUUAUAAAUAAUGGUCACGAAUUGUUUUGUUUUUAUACUUAAUAGUCAGACAAUUGAAUGAACGACUUGAAGGCGUUUAUGCUGUGUAAAAUUUAAAUUUCUUGAAAUAAAUACAAAUCUCGAAUAACA
This is a messenger RNA of Trichogramma pretiosum, 10805 nucleotides long. It is a transcript of the gene PHRF1, whose product is annotated as serine/arginine repetitive matrix protein 2. Lineage: Eukaryota; Metazoa; Arthropoda; Insecta; Hymenoptera; Trichogrammatidae. The transcript is spliced from 13 exons. The record is from RefSeq and is a predicted model, not a curated record. The coding region runs from base 602 to 9676 and encodes 3024 amino acids.